GUACUCGCGGCGGCCCGGCCCUCGCCCGGGAGUGCGUGUGUGCGCGCGUGUGUGCGCGAGUGAGUGUGUGCGCGGGGUGCGCGCGCGGGCGGGAGUGGGCGCGCGCGGGGAAAGGCCCGAAAACACCUUAGUUUGCACCGAGAGACCAUUUGCAGCGGAACCCGAAAGUUUGUAAGAGGAAGAGAGCGCGCGGCGAGCGAGCGAGCGGGCCGGGGGCAGCGGCAGCGGCGCCGGGGACCAUGGUGCUGCCGGCGCCUCCUCCGCGGGCGUGAAGGCGGCGCUCCUACUCCCUCCCCGGACUCCGCGGUGUCCCAGAAGCUUUUGUUGACAAUUCCAGUUUCCGAACAAAACAUUUCGGCAAUGGUGAGGGCUUCGAUCCCUUCUCUGAUUUGCUGUCAGCCAUGAACGGAUGGAUGUGAUGCCUGCUAGCCAAAAGGCUUCCCUCUGUGUGUUGCAGUCCUGUGGCAUUAUGCAUGCCCCCUCCCAGUGACCCCAGGCUUUUUAUGGCUGUGAGACACGUUAAAAUUUCAGGGGUAAGACGUGACCUUUUGAGGUGACUAUAACUGAAGAUUGCUUUACAGAAGCCAAAAAAGGUUUUUGAGUCAUGAUGCAAGAAUCUGGGACUGAGACAAAAAGUAACGGUUCAGCCAUCCAGAAUGGGUCGGGCGGCAGCAACCACUUACUAGAGUGCGGCGGUCUUCGGGAGGGGCGGUCCAACGGAGAGACGCCGGCCGUGGACAUCGGGGCAGCUGACCUCGCCCACGCCCAGCAGCAGCAGCAACAGGCACUUCAGGUGGCAAGACAGCUCCUUCUUCAGCAGCAACAGCAGCAGCAAGUUAGUGGAUUAAAAUCUCCCAAGAGGAAUGACAAACAACCAGCUCUUCAGGUUCCCGUGUCAGUGGCUAUGAUGACACCUCAAGUUAUCACUCCCCAGCAAAUGCAGCAGAUCCUCCAGCAACAAGUGCUGAGCCCUCAGCAGCUCCAGGUUCUCCUCCAGCAGCAGCAGGCCCUCAUGCUUCAACAGCAGCAGCUUCAAGAGUUUUAUAAAAAACAACAGGAACAGUUGCAGCUUCAACUUUUACAACAACAACAUGCUGGAAAACAGCCUAAAGAGCAACAGCAGGUGGCUACCCAGCAGUUGGCUUUUCAGCAGCAGCUUUUACAGAUGCAGCAGUUACAGCAGCAGCACCUCCUGUCUUUGCAGCGCCAAGGCCUUCUGACAAUUCAGCCCGGGCAGCCUGCCCUUCCCCUUCAACCUCUUGCUCAAGGCAUGAUUCCAACAGAACUGCAGCAGCUCUGGAAAGAAGUGACAAGUGCUCAUACUGCAGAAGAAACCACAGGCAACAAUCACAGCAGUUUGGAUCUGACCACGACAUGUGUCUCCUCCUCUGCACCUUCCAAGACCUCCUUAAUAAUGAACCCACAUGCCUCUACCAAUGGACAGCUCUCAGUCCACACUCCCAAAAGGGAAAGUUUGUCCCAUGAGGAGCACCCCCAUAGCCAUCCUCUCUAUGGACAUGGUGUAUGCAAGUGGCCAGGCUGUGAAGCAGUGUGCGAAGAUUUCCAAUCAUUUCUAAAACAUCUCAACAGUGAGCAUGCGCUGGACGAUAGAAGUACAGCCCAAUGUAGAGUACAAAUGCAGGUUGUACAGCAGUUAGAGCUACAGCUUGCAAAAGACAAAGAACGCCUGCAAGCCAUGAUGACCCACCUGCAUGUGAAGUCUACAGAACCCAAAGCCGCCCCUCAGCCCUUGAAUCUGGUAUCAAGUGUCACUCUCUCCAAGUCCGCAUCGGAGGCUUCUCCACAGAGCUUACCUCAUACUCCAACGACCCCAACCGCCCCCCUGACUCCCGUCACCCAAGGCCCCUCUGUCAUCACAACCACCAGCAUGCACACGGUGGGACCCAUCCGCAGGCGGUACUCAGACAAAUACAACGUGCCCAUUUCGUCAGCAGAUAUUGCGCAGAACCAAGAAUUUUAUAAGAACGCAGAAGUUAGACCACCAUUUACAUAUGCAUCUUUAAUUAGGCAGGCCAUUCUCGAAUCUCCAGAAAAGCAGCUAACACUAAAUGAGAUCUAUAACUGGUUCACACGAAUGUUUGCUUACUUCCGACGCAACGCGGCCACGUGGAAGAAUGCAGUGCGUCAUAAUCUUAGUCUUCACAAGUGUUUUGUGCGAGUAGAAAACGUUAAAGGGGCAGUAUGGACAGUGGAUGAAGUAGAAUUCCAAAAACGAAGGCCACAAAAGAUCAGUGGUAACCCUUCCCUUAUUAAAAACAUGCAGAGCAGCCACGCCUACUGCACACCUCUCAAUGCAGCUUUACAGGCUUCAAUGGCUGAGAAUAGUAUACCUCUAUACACUACCGCUUCCAUGGGAAAUCCCACUCUGGGCAACUUAGCCAGCGCAAUACGGGAAGAGCUGAACGGGGCAAUGGAGCAUACCAACAGCAACGAGAGUGACAGCAGUCCAGGCAGAUCUCCUAUGCAAGCCGUGCAUCCUGUACACGUCAAAGAAGAGCCCCUCGAUCCAGAGGAAGCUGAAGGGCCCCUGUCCUUAGUGACAACAGCCAACCACAGUCCAGAUUUUGACCAUGACAGAGAUUACGAAGAUGAACCAGUAAACGAGGACAUGGAGUGACUAUCGGGGCGGGCCAACCCCGAGAAUGAAGAUUGGAAAAAGGAAAAAAAAAAAAACACGUCAAAAGUUAGCAGUGAAAUUGUUCUCCAUUUGUUGUACAGUCUGGAGGAUUUUCACUACGUUUUGACAACUCUGAAAUGUGUUAACUCUUAGUGCCAUCAAGAACCCCAUUUGGGAGUAUUUUUGAUUUUUCUACUUUUUGUUGAAAAAAGGAAUUUGUACUCUGUGCAUUGGAUGGACUUGUUUGGUACUUGGGAUUUUCCUCUCUUAACCGUCAACAUCAGUGUUGUAAAUUUGCUAAACUGAUUCACUUUUAGCAGCAGACUUUGAACUGCAGUCCUGCCAACGUUGGACACUGAGGACGCCCGACAGAGCUUGUGCACCUAAGCUGCAGACCAAGCCUUUGCCCAGAAUUUAAGGAUUCCAAUGGACGACCUAUUUGCACAGUACUGCAUGUUGAUUAUCACUGCCUUUACUCCUUUUUUUUUUUUUUUUUUUUUUUUUUUUUUGCUUCCAGUUGGGAUGGGGAAGGCCUUUGUGUGUGUAUUGGGGGGAGGGGUUAAAAAAUAAUUAUCCCAAACUUUUUAAUGUAUUGCUUUUUUUUUUUUUUUUUUUCCUUCUACUAUACCAUUUUAAGUUCUGACCUCAGGCCUCCAUUUGGGCCGAUGGCCUCUUGGAGGCUUAAAGUUUUCUGUACCUUGUGAUGAAUGUUAAUAGGUGUUUUUAUUAUACAAAGCUGAAUGUCAUUUCUCGUUUGUAGCUUUCUGUCACUCAUUCCAUCUUCCUUCAGACAUCACCACGUUUCUCUAAAGUCAGAAAACAUUCCGUUUUGGUCUUUUUCAAAAAGGUCCCAAAUGCUGCACUCUACACAUGAAGGCCCUCUCACACAGACGUGACGUCCUGCCAGAAAGAGAAUGAAUGACAGAAAAAAAAAAGAGAGACAAACUCUAGGAACAAUGCCGAUUCAUUCCACGCAGCAGUAUUGGGGGUGGUUCGGGGGAGGGGUGUUUCGGAUUUUCUUUUUUUCUUUUCUUUUCUUUUUUUUUUUUUGCAGCAACCAUUAAUAAAUGCCACCACAUUCUACCAGCACAAGGAAACAUAGGCAGCACUGAAAAAAAAAAAAAAGCUCAUAUUAAUUAGACUGACAAUAUGGCCUUGGAAGGCUCUCCCUUGUGGAACCAAGUUGCCAUGGGCCUUGGGUGCUCUGCGAUAACGGGUGUGGGUUGGUUUUGUUUGCAAAAUGGCCAAAAAAAAAAACCGGCUUCCCCGAGCAGCUGCCCUGAAAGUAGGGGUGGCGGCGGCGGCGCUGAGUUUAUACAUUAGUUCAGACCUACUUGGUGGCAUUAAACUGUUUGAAUGCAAAUUCGAUUUCAGAUUGAACUUGUUAAGGGAGUUAACGAGGGCUGAGUUCAGCAAAUGCUAAAGUGUUAAUUUCAAAUAUGCAAAUUUGGUACUGCAGUUUGUUAUGCAAUAUUAUAUCACCAACCCAGUAUCACAAAAACUCAUAGAAGAUAUCAUGUAGGCCCUGGGCUUUGGGGGGGUCCCAAACAUGGUAUGCAGAAAUGUGAUGGUUACAGGUCAGUACAACCUCAGUCCUUAGAACCCCUCCACACUUCAGCUCUGCACCCACUUUCCUGUCAUUUAUUUAUAUAGGACUGUAGUUUUUUUUAGUUCGAGAGCCUUUCGAAGCUUAAUUUAUAUUCUUUCUUUGUACCUUUUUUCUAAAAUUACCAAAGAUAUUACACAAAGGUAAAUUAUGUUCUCUGUUUUAUGCUUUAUCUGAUGAAGCCAAAUAUCCUCUUAUUGUUGAUCAAAGGAGGCAAAAGAAUUUAGAGGCAAAUGACAAGCGAUAGGCUAUUGCAACCUGAGAAAGAGAACUGCUCCUUCAUCGUAAAUUUAGAAGACCAAGUAGAUAAUGGAACCAAAGUUGUUACUUUUUUCUAGUAGUUAUUUUUCCUUUUUCUUUUUGUGUACCUCUACAGAGACCAAAACUCAUUCUCUUAAAGAGAUUUUAUGGGGCUACUGCAGAUAAAAAUAGGACACAAUAUUAAAGGAGCUACAGAAGGAAGGGAGUCCCAUCUCAAAAAAAAAAUGAAUGUAUGCCACUGCAAUUAGAGUAUCCAAUAAAGGAGACAGUUUAGAGUCAGGACAGAAAAGCUUCCAUAAUUGAACUAGAUUACAUAAUAGUAUUUCUAGAAAAAGAGAUAUUUUUAGAUUGUAUGCCACUUUUGUUUAAGAACUGUGCUGUGAUCACUGUAUUAAUUUUGGUUUAUCUUGGCAUAUAUCCUUCAGUUUGUUUUUAUUUUUAAUUUUUCCUUUUUUUCCGAUUAGGCUUUGGUCAGCAUUUUUCAUUUAAAGAAAAGUAACACUCCCAUCCACUCAUAAGCUUGGUACAAAAACUUCUCUGGCAGUUACUUUUGAAGCUUCACUCUGCUUUCUGUAUAAAGGGCAGUCUGUGGUCACGCAAGACUUUAAAAAAAAAAAAAAAAAAAAAAAAAAAAAAAAAAAAAAAAACUUUUCCAGGCAGCUUCAUGAUGUGCAGGCAGUAGCCAGACAGGGUCAUGGGAAGGGGGCCCUGUGCUUCUAAACUGAGUGGUUGCUGGUUAGUUUGGUAUUCAAAAGAGGAUAAAAAUCUGGUAGAUUAGUUCAUUCUCAGCAUGUGUAGCUAGACAUGAGUAAAGAUAACAGCAUGAGAAACUGUUAGUACGCAUACCUCAGUUCAAACCUUUAGGGAAUGAUUAAAAUUUAAAAAAAAAACAUUUCACUCAGUUGCACUUAGUCGUAUGUCUUGCAUGCUUAGUCUAAAGACUGUAGCAAAAAAAAAAAAAAAAGAAAAAUUAGAUUUUACAUAUCUUUGCAGGUAUCACAGCCUUGCAGAAGAACCAACUGAAAAAAAAAUUCUCAGGCUUUACAGCAAGCAAACUUCACUAUGAUUUUUACAAUUCUGAUUCUGUAUCCCCUGGGGGUUAUCCCAGUUGCUUCUUUAGGAUGGGGUUUAUUACGUUGUACAUAUAUCCCGAUGUGUCUGUGUGAAUCUUUGUCUUUUUUGGGGGAGGGCAGAGGGCGGUUCUUUUUUUAGAUAUUGUUCCUAAAAAGGAAUAAAUGCAUACACCUGUUUGUCAAAACACCUUUGCUUUUUGUGCAACUGCUUUAUAUUAACGAUACUAAAAAAAAAUAGCUUUGGAAAAAAAACUACUGUAUGUAACGGAAUUGCAGAAUAUGCUGCACAUGUAUUUUAUUUAGUUAUCCUUGCUUUAAGAAUAUUGGAUGACAUUUCCUGACAUGUGGGAGGGAGAAACUCCCUAACUUUUUUUUUCUGCUUUUAAACUGUAACAUAGUUGAAGAUUUCUUUUUUCUGUUCUCAUUGAUUGGAGCAUUUUGUACAGGUUUUGUGUGUGUGUGUGUGUGUGUGUGCGCGCGUGCGUGUGUGUUAAUCUGUUUUUUGAUACAUUCCUAUCCCUUGUGUUUAUCCUACCACUGCCUUCCUGGCUAUCUUAAACAAGUUCAUACAUUUGAAAAGAAAAAAAAAUGUUGUUUAAAAAAUGUUUUCUCCUGCUGCAGUAAAUAUUUUGCAUGAUGAAAUUCCAGGGUCACACUUUUCCAAGUUUAUCAGUGAAGUAGUGAUUAACAAUGGGGAGUGUCAAAACUAUUGAACUUUUGUAUAAAAAAAAAAAAACUUUACAAGGUGCCAAGAUGUAAAGAAAAUCUGUUACUUUUUUUUUCUCAAAGAAAAGCAUACAUUAGGGAGGUAGUCCCGUGUGUCAGACAAAUGCACUGUCAGGAAUGAGGAUCCAACCUACCUGUCCCUAGAGUCCGUCUUGUAAGAUGAGUUAGGCUGCCCCUUGGACCAGCCACAAAAUGGAAUAUCAAGGCUUAUGUACAUACGUGAAGAGUUACCACCAGUCCUGCCACCUUUGGACAGCUCUAACACCAUCCCCAGCAUCCAGUCAGACCUAGUAAAGAAAACCUUGGAUUCUUAACCCAAGAUAGGCUGUAAAUCACUAGCUUUUUUUUCCUCAUGAAAAAAAAUAGAGUUAAAAAAUAUUUCCUCUCUUUUCCAUAUUCCAGCUGAACUCCGUUUCCAAAGGCACAAAGAAGAGUGUGCUUAUUCAGAUUUUGAAUCUUUUUGGUACCUUUUGGUUAAUGACAUAGCCUCCUGAAAUUCUGGAUGUCUUCAAAGUCAGUUUUGCUUCUUUAUCCUGAAAAUCAGAUUUACAAUGCUGAAGGCAUUUCUUGGGCCCAGUGUAGCUCACGCAAUCUCUGCUACCCAUAAGCCUUGAUGAAGAUGAUACAGUCCGGACUGUGAGCAUGGUGCUUCAUGUAUAUGUGCUGCCAGUAACAAGAAUUUUUUUGUUUUGUUUUGUUUUGUUUUGAUAAGGCAUAAAAGAAACUCAUUCCUUGACAUCAACUGUAAUUCCAUCAUUCCAUGUCUGCGGAUACAGACAAUAAAAAAAAUGUUGUGUAGUCAGUACUAAUUACUGACAUUAUAAGCAUUCUCAAAUGCAAUAAAAAUGCUGGUUGUUCACGCUGGUAGUAAAA
Messenger RNA from Homo sapiens (human), 7177 nucleotides. It is a transcript of the gene FOXP1, whose product is annotated as forkhead box P1. Gene Ontology annotation, biological process: positive regulation of hydrogen peroxide-mediated programmed cell death; negative regulation of cell growth involved in cardiac muscle cell development; animal organ development. Bases 605 to 2638 code for a protein of 677 amino acids. The transcript has 21 exons. Gene Ontology annotation, cellular component: nucleus; transcription regulator complex. NCBI's taxonomy places the organism in Eukaryota, Metazoa, Chordata, Mammalia, Primates, Hominidae. Gene Ontology annotation, molecular function: DNA-binding transcription factor activity; sequence-specific DNA binding. The record is from RefSeq and is marked reviewed.